AUGGCUACUAACAGCCCGUACCCAGGCGGCACUGUACGCAAUAAUUCGCACCAGUAUCAAUCCACGCGACUGAAACAGAAGCGGAUUCAGGUCGCCAGAGCCUGUAACGCCUGUCGGGUUCAUCGCAUCAAAUGCGACAACAAUUUUCCUUGUUCUAAUUGCAAAGCAAGGAACCGGACUUGUAGUAAUGACGAGAACACGAAAGUAUCAACGCUGUCACAGGCCCAUGGGGAGAUUGGGCGCCUCCAGGUCAGAGUCAAAGAACUAGAAGCUGAGCUUCAGCGAGAGCGCGAGAAUGAACAGCUUACGCCAGCCGAUUCGUAUCUAUCGAUCGCGUCUGCGCUUCCAAGUAUCGAUCAUCGCGAUGAAAAAGAGCCAAAGCAAAGGUACUGGGACGGUGUUAGACUUCGCCCAGGACGCUCACCAAAUGAGACUUGGUUCGGCCCCUCGUCGCUUUAUUAUUAUACCAAUCGCUUGACCAGCAGCAGUGCGCUCCUCGAAAGAACGGCUACUAAUUUUGAUGAUCUGGCUCGUCAUGUCGCGGCAUCAGCAAAUGAUUUGGCAUCGACAGCUGUGUAUCUCACUCCGGUACAGGAGGAGUACUUCAUAAAUAUGUUCUGGGAGACAUACCACACGUCAUUCGUCCCGAUCGUUGACGAAAGGCAGUUCAAGAAGCACUACCAAUCUUUGUGGGUUAGAUCUAGCAAUUUCCGCAAACCGUCAGCACUAGUCGAUAUUAUCCUCGCCAUGUGCAUGCAAGUCGGCAUCUCAGCAUUGCCCAGCGAACGUCAGGGUGCUAUUGCAGAAAACAAUGAUGCCACAAUCGCAGGUCGAUGGCACUAUCGACGAGCUCAAAUGUUGCUCUCGCUAGAAUCCGAAAGUCCUACUAUUGCAACUCUGCAAUGCCAUCUUCUCUGCAUUGCGUAUCUUUGUGGCGGCUCUUUCCACAAUAUGGUAGAUAUUGCCUGUGCCCUGUCCGUACGAACAGCUCAUGCUCUUGGACUUCACCUGGAGGCUCCUGGUACCAUAUCCGAGCAGGAGCGACAGAUGCGGAGGCGCUUGUGGUGGGCGGUCUACCUAGUCGAUAGCAAGAUCGGGAUGAAGCUUGGCCGGCCAUUCUUGCUGAGCGACCAUCACGUUAUGCCUGACCUACCUGGGGAUGACUUAGAUGCCGCCGUGGGUUCCGGAUCAACCUUCGCGCCCAUUGGGAUGAACACCACUUGGCUGAGCUUUAAUCUUCAACAAACUAAGCUUUAUCAAAAUGUACGGACAGCACACGUCUCCUUCUAUGCCAAAGAGCCGGUACUGGAUGACGGGCAGAUGCUGUGGGAUAACGCGCACGCGUUAGAAGACUAUGCGCAGUGUCUGAGCCCACAUACGCGGGACCUUGACGGGUGGGCUGCUGAAGUGCCUAUGGCACUUAGGGUGAAUCGAAAGAAUGGCGGGCUGACAUUGUCCACCGACGGAACCGAACUAGACCUCGAACAGUUUGCACCCAUGUGGCUCCAGCGGCAGCGUGUGCUCUUAGAGCUGACGUACCAUCACCUGUGUGUCGACCUCUAUCGGCCAUUGAUCUCCUUAACCACAGUGUCGACUGUUGGCCUGUUAACCGAAGGCGUCGGUGCAAAGUGCGCCGCGCAUGCGAUAGCUCUGUCAAAAAUAACGCAUCAAGUCCUUUCCUCAACAUCUAUCUUGAAUGGCUGGCAUGAGGCUUUCCAAUGGCAAUGGAGUGCUGCCAUGACGCUCAUUGGAUUCUUGGUUUCGUAUCCACACGGAUCGUUGGCAAGAUCAGCGAGAGAAGCAGUCGACUUAGCAAUCGCAGUGUUUGACAUCUUCGGGGUAGGAUUCGUGGUAGCAGCCAAUGCAGCAAAGAUUGCGAGGGAGCUCAUCAUCAGAGUUGAUUCGCUAACAGAUGCCAAGAUUCAGAACGAUGCGUUUGGAAACCGAGGAACGACCAACAACACGACAGUGGCUAUGGAUAUGGCCAUGAUUGAAUCACAAGCAAUGACUAAUUCGGCGUCUUGGACCGACAGGGCAUUUGACUUCAACGACAUCCAGACUAAUAACGAAGGCUUCGGCACCGACCUGUUUGAUAUGGUUCUCGACGUAGACUUCUGGGCCGACCUUGAUGUACUUUGGCCUAACUGAGUCAACCCUCUGAAGGACCAAGUCUUGGUAGAGAUCAUGGGUGUCUUAACAAUGAAUGAGGAUGAGAUAAAAGCGCGCCUGAUGUGUUGUUUUAGAAACACAGUUGAGAAUGCCCGCAAUGGAUGACUUGACCAAAUAACGCAAUUGACCAAGCAUACAUAGAGAGAGAUAUGACACAUUCAUGUCAGUACUAUAAUAUACCAUAACGUACCCUAAGAAGGGACAUCAU
Molecule: messenger RNA, 2377 nt
Organism: Truncatella angustata
Lineage: Eukaryota; Fungi; Ascomycota; Sordariomycetes; Amphisphaeriales; Sporocadaceae
Product: fungal-specific transcription factor domain-containing protein
Exons: 2
Coding region: 1-2148 (715 amino acids)
Biological process (GO): DNA-templated transcription; positive regulation of transcription from RNA polymerase II promoter by galactose
Cellular component (GO): nucleus
Molecular function (GO): RNA polymerase II cis-regulatory region sequence-specific DNA binding; zinc ion binding; DNA-binding transcription factor activity, RNA polymerase II-specific
Source: RefSeq, a predicted model, not a curated record